Messenger RNA from Cylicostephanus goldi, 555 nucleotides. NCBI's taxonomy places the organism in Eukaryota, Metazoa, Nematoda, Chromadorea, Rhabditida, Strongylidae. The record is from the annotation of a GenBank genome assembly.
ACAUUAGAUGAAGAAGAGAUGCUCGGUGGCGUCGACUAUGCCAGUGAACUUAGAGAACUGGAGGACGAAGGCAAUAUGGAUAUUGAAGAACUGCGAAGGCGUUAUGGGUAUGCAACUGAAGGCAGUGCAGAAGCUGAGUGCGAAAGCGGUUCUGAUACAGCAGGAAAUGCUGAAGAAGGUGAAUCACAAGAUGCGGAAGCAAGUGAAAGUGCUGAAUUCCUGCACUUACCCUAUGAUGAGCUAGAUGAGGGCGAGGAAUCGGAUGACAAAGACUACGCUCCGCCAGACCCUUGGAAGAAAGACGUACGUGUAGAUGCAGGACGCUAUCAAGCUGCUGUUCCCGAGUCAAUGAACGAUGAAACAUCAGUGGCUUCGAGUGACAACGACAACGAUUUACCGAAUUUGCCUGUGGCAGCUCCUCGUGGAGCAUUAUGGAUGCCACCUAGCGACAUCUCAGAUGCAGAAAUAGAUCGAUUUCUAGUGGAUAUAGUGAAUCUACGAGCUGCACAUGGUCAAAUCUUCUCUGAACGUUAUCGCACGGUAAGACAUAACUAA